AUGGUGGACCGACGCCCGACCGUGCAGCCGGUGCCGGUGCCCCGAGCUCGCUCCAAGCGCCACGCGGACGACGUCAAGGUGCUCGUGUCGGUCAGCAGCAUUCGGUUGCGUCGUGGCAGCGAAACCAAAUACGAACUCUCGUUGUCCAAGCCGCCGCUUCCCGUACACGACCUUUCCACACCGCUCGGUCAUGUUUACAUGCGCCACCGCAAGCCGCACGAGAUCCAAGUCCACGCCACAGACGACGUCGACUUGCAGCGCGUCAAGCUCGAGCACCGCGUCAAGCGCACGAAGCACUGCGACACCCGGUAUAUGUCCUGUGCCGUGACCACCCUCACGGUCCAGAUCCUCCGAAAAGACUCUCUCUUUGUCUUUACCUUUGGCUCCAACUUGCACGGGCGACUCGGAACGGUGACGCCGAUCGCUGCGUGCACGCCGACGCCGCUUCGCUGCAAGUGGCUCUUCCCCGUUCAAAUCGCAUGUGGCCGCGAGCACUCGGCCAUUGUCGACAUCAACUCGCACCUCUACUGCUUUGGACGGGGCAAGGAAGGCCAACUGGGUCAGUCCCACGUCGACAACGUCCGAGUGCCGGCCAUCGUUGCUUCACUCGCGCAGCAUCAAGUCUUUCACGUCGCUUGUGGCGCCAACCACACGCUUUGCUCGGUCGACGGUGGCCGCGUGUUCGCGUGGGGUGAUAACACCUACGGCCAAUUGGGGGUCGGCUUCAAGGCCAAGCAGUACCACGUCCCGAUCCACGCCAAGCACCUUCCGUGCGCGGCGAGCUCGAUCGUGUGUGGCGGUGACCAGUCGUUUAUCAUCUCGCAGUUCCACCACGUGUAUGUGGCCGGGUGCAACCUCGCGGGGCAGCUCGGACUCGGCGACAUGGUCACUCGACGGCACUUUACACUCAACCCGCACCUGCAGCAUACCGAGCGCCUCGCCGCCGGCACCUACCACGCGAUCGCCUCGACGCCGACGCAGGUGCUGGUGUGGGGGAACGCCGCCAACGGACGGCUCGGUCUCUCAAAGCCUCGGACGGAUUUUAUCACGUCCCCGACACCGCUCGAG
Messenger RNA from Saprolegnia parasitica CBS 223.65, 1068 nucleotides. RefSeq lists its product as hypothetical. The annotation marks the transcript as partial. NCBI's taxonomy places the organism in Eukaryota, Oomycota, Saprolegniomycetes, Saprolegniales, Saprolegniaceae. The transcript is spliced from 5 exons. The record is from RefSeq and is a predicted model, not a curated record.